AUGCACACUCUGGAGCUCUUCGUUGCUGCAGCUCGUAAAUGUUUGUCCACUGGAAGAAAAUCUCUCUCUGUCCCUCAGUGUCUGGACGUGGCUGCUCACCUCUCAGUUGUAGAUUUGGCUUUGAAACCUGCUCUGCUGUAUGACACCAACAGCGCGAGUGCAGAGCAGGUGCAUCGGUAUUUGCGCUUAUGUCAGUCGUCCCAACUCGUAUCUAAAUGCCUUGUCACCUUGGACUUGAACGGUAACAGCCUCAUACUUAACCCGGUUGCAGUCCGGUCCAAUCUUGAGCGGAUGCUUCACAACGGCGGCCCGGUGGUGAUUGACGUCUGCCACUCACUGGUCAAGCCCACCAUCAUAGAGCCAGUCAGAGCAGGGCUGAAGAGCAUCGCACAAGAUCUCCUUUUUCUUCUAAGAGGGUUUGAUGCAGGAAAGGAAGUUGAUCGAGGAAUCUAUGUGGCAGAGAGUUCAGAUCAGUGGAACCUGAGCACCGUCUUCGGACUGCUACUGGGUUAUCCCGCCACUUACUGGUUUGACCAGAACGAGAGCUUUGAAAACUGCCUCGCUAUGACCCCCUUGAUGGUGACCACGGCAUCAGCAACAUGGCGAGCAGAUUCUACUAGCUGUAAAUGUUGCCUGUACUCAUUCAGUAUCCCCGCCGUCCUACAGAAUGAGACGCUGUCCCACCUGGAGGGGUGGAAGCUUGGCCUUCAAGAGAGAUUCCAGCAGCAAAAUAUCCUAAAAGAGCUCACUGUUUGUCAGUCUGCAGUUACUCUCCCGUCAGUCUGUUUGUGACUAUAAAACCGUCAAAGCGUU
This is a messenger RNA of Phyllopteryx taeniolatus (common seadragon), 813 nucleotides long. RefSeq names its product chromosome 9 C1orf74 homolog (gene c9h1orf74). The coding region runs from base 1 to 792 and encodes 263 amino acids. The record is from RefSeq and is a predicted model, not a curated record. Lineage: Eukaryota; Metazoa; Chordata; Actinopteri; Syngnathiformes; Syngnathidae. The transcript has a single exon.